Molecule: messenger RNA, 933 nt
Organism: Protopolystoma xenopodis
Lineage: Eukaryota; Metazoa; Platyhelminthes; Monogenea; Polystomatidea; Polystomatidae
Source: the annotation of a GenBank genome assembly
ACCUUGUUUGCCAACUCGGAUUACAAUCUUUCAGAUGAUCUGGUUUUAAUCACGGGUGCUGCGAAUGGUCUUGGGCGUAAAUUAUGCAUCGAAUUCUCAAAACAUACUCGAAAUAUUGUGGCUUGGGACAUAGACGGACCAGGAUUAAAGGAAACACAUGAUAUCGUCUUUUCAACUAGUGAUGUAAAAAUUCAUACUUUUAUAGUGGACCUUCGAUCAGAGGUUCAGAUUCAUUUGAAUGCUAAAAUAGUUAAGGAAAAUGUAGGGAAAGUCACCAUUUUAGUCAACAAUGCUGGGAUCGUAAACGCGAAAUAUUUCUUGGAUCUGACAGCUUCAGAUAUUGAAAAUUGCUUCAAGGUCAAUGUUUUCUCCCAGUUUGAGUUUUAUCUGCCCACUGGACAAUUAGAUUCCAUGUGCUCUGUACUGAUCUUCAUAUAUUUAGCCCUGUCUCUUUCUGAAAUCAGUUUUGAUUGGUAUCCAUAUUGCAGUCCUGUUAUCUUGCAUUAUAUAAACAUAAUUCAACUCUUUUAUGAUUGUUCUCCAAAGACAAUACGAGCAUUUCUGCCCGACAUGCUGGGUCGAGAUGACAAACAUCUCUUAUCUUGGUCUUGCCUGUCUUCGGACACUAAGGACGCAGCCAUUUUUUCUAAGCCUAGCUCAUGUGAUUGUGACCACGAACUUAGUGUUAAUCACAAUGCUGGCGACUCGGAUGUUGCAACCCGGGGCCAUAUUGUCUCGAUAUCCUCAAUUGCAGGCCAAGUGUCAGCUCCUCGGCUCUCUGACUAUUGUGCUUCGAAAGCGGCAUUAAUAUCAAUGCUUGAUUCCCUCGAGAUGGAGCUUAUAAAAGUCGGCUUGGAUGAUCGAAUUAUAGUUACUUCAGUGCGACCCUACCUAAUCAAAACAGGAAUGUUCAAUGGAUGCCACUCCAAGUAA